Molecule: messenger RNA, 1231 nt
Organism: Umbelopsis ramanniana AG
Lineage: Eukaryota; Fungi; Mucoromycota; Umbelopsidomycetes; Umbelopsidales; Umbelopsidaceae
Exons: 2
Coding region: 306-1076 (256 amino acids)
Source: RefSeq, a predicted model, not a curated record
GUCGACAUUGGGAAAGGCGCUGUCAUGAUGUCUUCACUGUGCACGGACUCUUAAAAUUUUCCACCCACUGGCGCAACGAUGAUGAAACAAACCGCGCAUGAAAAUCAGUCCCUUGUAUAAAGGCGCCUUCAAAAUUUCCCAUUCUUCUCUACUCUUUACUUCGUUCCAAAUGGCCACAGCAGCAGCAAAUCAAUUCAACAUGCGUCCAGUUACCCCUCCGCAUGAUGAAAGUCUUCUUAAAAAAGACAGCAACUUGAGGAAUAUGAACCUUUCUGGUGUCGCACACGGGGUUGACCACACCGCCAAUGGUACUUGACACACGUUCUGAUAAUCAAGAAAGCUUUGAUUUGAAAAUGCUCACUCAUCCUCUUUACCUAGAUCCUACCACUAUGGUGUCAACGCAUUUGCAAAGUUUGAUCUACUGGGAAAGACCUGCUCGUUCCAUGGUGGCUUUGACUGUAUCCCUCUUGUUUAUUUAUAUGACCAGACAGUACUCCCUAUUGCAAAUUGGAGCUGCAGCCAUGACCGUCGCCACUGGCUUGAAUUUGGCCUACGUGUUUACCUCGAUGAGCGCCCAGCAAAUCUUCAGCGAUAACAACGAGCCUGCCCUUCAUCCCCAUAGACAACGUAUCAAUAACCCUAAUCCUUUGGUCGACAAGACCCACCUUCAUCACUAUGUUGACUUGUUUUGCGAGAUCAUGGAUACUGUUGGAAAGGAAGUCAAGAAGAUUGUUCUGAUCGAGGACAAGAGCCGUAGUUUGACCUGGUUUGCCAUUUCCUUCAUUGUCUGGACCUUUGCUGCCCACAUUUCAUCCCGCACUCUGGUCGUUAUUUCCCUCCUUGCUGCCUUCACUCUUCCUCGAUUCUACCAAUCUAACAAGCAUGUUGUUGACUCUCGUAUUGCCCAAACCAACUCUAUGCUUAGUGGACAACUCCACAACGCUCAAAACUUGGCCGUUCAAUCUGCCAAUGAUGCCUAUGCCAAGGCUCGCACCUAUGCUGCUCGUACCGGCACCACAGGAACCGAUGCCAAAAAUACUUUGAAUAGAGCUUCAGUUGUAAGCAAGGAGGAUUAAAAUCAAAAAUGAUAUUGUAAAUGUUCAUCGCAUAUAUUGUAUAAAAAAUAAAUCACCGUCGUACUUUUUUUCUUGAAAGAUGAAAUUGUGGAAACAAUGUCGCUCGUUCAUGUCACGUGCAAAAUUCACUGGCGGACUGAGGGGACUUUUUGGUU